Messenger RNA from Naumovozyma dairenensis CBS 421, 666 nucleotides. RefSeq names its product Slm4p (gene SLM4). The coding region runs from base 1 to 666 and encodes 221 amino acids. The transcript has a single exon. NCBI's taxonomy places the organism in Eukaryota, Fungi, Ascomycota, Saccharomycetes, Saccharomycetales, Saccharomycetaceae. Gene Ontology annotation, biological process: signal transduction. Gene Ontology annotation, cellular component: Ragulator complex. The record is from RefSeq and is a predicted model, not a curated record.
AUGAUACAUGCAGAUAACAUAAGGCAAGUCCUAGAGGCUACACUAAAACCUAUAAAGAUAAGGACUCUCCCCAUUGAAACACCUUGUUUGAAAUCCUCCUUACUACUGUCGGCUCUUAAUGGAGCAAUAAUGGCAUAUGCAAAUGCCGAUACAGAUAGCGGAGCUAUUUUUAAAGAUGAUGAAGAUGAUACCCAGGAUACGGACGAAGAAACUCAAAAUACAACAAGCCAAGCCACUACAAUGAAUAAUUUGAAAAUGAUGAGCUUGUUGAUUAAAGAUAAAUGGUCUGAAGAUGAAAAGAAUCCAGAGGCGCAAACGACUAAUUCUUGUUACAUUUAUGAUCUUAAAGAGAAACAGAAUAAGGAUGAAAAUAUCACAGACCAACAAGAGAAAGUUGAACAACACCAAACAACGGAUGGCGGUUCUAGUUUACAAAAACCUACUCCUUUACCUACCGUUGAAGGUAAUGUUAAUGAUAAGAGUAGUUCAAUUAGAAUAUAUACGUAUGCUGUGGAAGAUCUACAUGCUUGUGUGACAGAAAUUCCACGAAGCGAUCUACUACUGUUGUUCAUAGCAGAUAAUUCAUAUCCGUAUGGUUUACUAGUUCUCAAAAUGAAAGCUUUGGUUUCUGCAGUUACAGAUUUAUAUGGUUAUAAAUUGGGAUAA